AUGGACUCAGCCUUCGAUGCUCUGGAAAGCGGCUCCGUCGACAGAGCGGUGGUGGCGGUGGAAAAUUCUUUAGAUGGCGUCGUGGGGAGAAACUACGAUCUGCUUCUGCGCCACCAGAAUAUACACAUCGCGGGGGAGGUGCUUCUGAAAGUCAAUCAUUGUCUGUUGGGGUUAAACGGCAUAAAUGGCGUGAGACGAGUUCUUGGCCACCCGCAGGCGUUGAGUCACUGUCAGCGCCGCCUUCAGACACUUAACGCUACCGUUGAGGCCGUCGAUUGUGCCGCCGAGGCGGCACGUUUAGUUGUUGAGGGGGAAUGUUAUGACGUGGCAGUUAUUUGCAGUGGCGUUGCUGGGCGGGUAUUUGGGCUUCGUGUUUUGGAGCCGGCAAUGCAGGAUGAUGACGAUAACUUUACACGGUUUCUUGUUCUUGCUAAACAUUUACCGGUGGCUUCUGAAGCCUCCGAUAGAACUUGCAAGACGACAGUGGCGUUUUCUGUAGAAACUGCUAGUCUGUUCAAGGCUGUGGAGAUUUUUGAAAGGAGAGGGUUGAGAGUUGUGAAGAUCGAGAGCCGGCCGAGAAGGGAAAAGCCCCUGAGAGACGGCGUGGGAGGUUUCAAGUAUUUUGAGUAUGUUUUUGUGGUGGAUUUGGAAGGAUCGGUUGCAGACCCCGCCAUGGAAGGAGCUCUUUUUGAUUUGGAACAAAUUGCAGGGCGUGUUAGAGUUAUGGGGAAUUAUUCCUGCGAUUUAUAG
Messenger RNA from Cryptomeria japonica (Japanese cedar), 750 nucleotides. Its product is annotated as arogenate dehydratase/prephenate dehydratase 2, chloroplastic. The record is from RefSeq and is a predicted model, not a curated record. The transcript has a single exon. Lineage: Eukaryota; Viridiplantae; Streptophyta; Pinopsida; Cupressales; Cupressaceae. Gene Ontology annotation, molecular function: prephenate dehydratase activity; arogenate dehydratase activity. Gene Ontology annotation, biological process: L-phenylalanine biosynthetic process. The coding region runs from base 1 to 750 and encodes 249 amino acids. Gene Ontology annotation, cellular component: chloroplast; cytoplasm.